Urocitellus parryii (Arctic ground squirrel) is the source of this 457-nucleotide messenger RNA. RefSeq names its product lysozyme C. Gene Ontology annotation, biological process: defense response to Gram-positive bacterium; defense response to Gram-negative bacterium. The record is from RefSeq and is a predicted model, not a curated record. Lineage: Eukaryota; Metazoa; Chordata; Mammalia; Rodentia; Sciuridae. Gene Ontology annotation, molecular function: lysozyme activity.
UCCAGUCAACAUGAAGGCUUUUCUGAUUCUGGGGCUUCUUCUCCUUUCUGUCACAGUCCAGGGCAAGGUCUAUGGAAGGUGUGAGUUGGCCAGAACUCUAAAAAGACUUGGAAUGGAUGGCUACCGCGGAAUCAGCUUGGCAAACUGGGUGUGUUUGGCCAAAUGGGAGAGUAGUUACAACACCAGAGCUACAAACUACAACCCUGGAAGCAGAAGUACUGACUAUGGGAUAUUCCAGAUCAAUAGCCGCUACUGGUGUAAUGAUGGCAAAACCCCAAGAGCAGUUAAUGCCUGUGGUAUAUCCUGCAGCGCUCUGUUGCAAGAUGACAUCUCUCAAGCUGUAGCUUGUGCAAAGAGGGUUGUCCGUGACCCACAAGGCAUUAGAGCAUGGGUGGCAUGGAGAAAUCGUUGUCAAAAUCGCAACCUCUCUCAGUACAUUCAGGGCUGUGGAGUGUAA